AUGUCUCAAGAAAACACCACGACAGAAGCAAACUCCAAUGGCGUAUCCAUGGCCAACUUUGCCUUUGACGAGUCACUCGUCGAAUGGACGGUCCCAGCAGCCGACUGGCUCAGGAUCCACGGCAAGCACUUUGACGGCAUCGGCACAUCAGCCUUUGUCUUUGACGCGCAGAACCGCGUCCUGCUCGUGCAGCGCGCCGCGCACGACAGCAUGCCGAAUCUGUGGGAGGCACCUGGCGGGGCGGUGGACGCGGAGGAUGCGUCCGUUUUGCAUGGAUGCGCGAGGGAAGUGAGGGAGGAGGCUGGGCUGGUGGCGAGGCGGAUGAAGAGGCUUGUUACGGAAGGCGAGAGAGAGAUGGGAGAGAAGUGGUCUGUGUUUACGAAUAGGAGCGGGACGAAGAUUAUUUGCGGGGUUGGGUUUGAGGUUGAGGUUGAGGAUGGGGAGGUUGUGCUGGAUGAUAAUGAGCAUCAGGGGUUGAGGAGGGAGGCUGGGGAGAGUGUAUGA
Trichoderma gamsii is the source of this 504-nucleotide messenger RNA. RefSeq lists its product as hypothetical. NCBI's taxonomy places the organism in Eukaryota, Fungi, Ascomycota, Sordariomycetes, Hypocreales, Hypocreaceae. The record is from RefSeq and is a predicted model, not a curated record. The coding region runs from base 1 to 504 and encodes 167 amino acids. The transcript is spliced from 2 exons.